Sus scrofa (pig) is the source of this 10397-nucleotide messenger RNA. It is a transcript of the gene TMEM165, whose product is annotated as transmembrane protein 165. Gene Ontology annotation, biological process: Golgi calcium ion transport; Golgi calcium ion homeostasis; calcium ion transmembrane transport. Gene Ontology annotation, cellular component: Golgi apparatus. The record is from RefSeq and is a predicted model, not a curated record. Gene Ontology annotation, molecular function: calcium ion transmembrane transporter activity; manganese ion transmembrane transporter activity. Lineage: Eukaryota; Metazoa; Chordata; Mammalia; Artiodactyla; Suidae.
GCGGGGGCGGGGCCCGGCAGAACAGGGCCCGGCCGCGCCGAGACAGUUGGCGGAGUCUUGCGGCCGGACGCCGGCCUGCCUAGAGCCUCUCUCCCGCGCCAGCCGCUUCCCGCAUGCUGCCGGCCCCUCCCUGAGCGGCGGCGGCGAGGCCUGAGGGACGUGCGCGGGGACUCCUCCGGAUCGAGACUUCGCGGCGCCCGCUCUUCCUCUUGUAGUGCCGGUGCGCGGCCGUCUCGGCGGGCGGGAUGGCGACGGUGGCCCCGGGGAGCGGCCGCUCAUCCGCGCCCCGGCUGCUCCUGCUCUUGCUCCUGCUCCUUCCGCUGCCGUGGGCCCCGGCCGGCGUCCGGGCUGUUCCCGACGAGGACCUCAGCCACCGGAACAAGGAGCCUCCGGCGCCAGCUCAGCAGCUGCAGCCGCAACCCGCGGCUGCGCAGGGCCCCGAGCCGGCCCGGGCCGAGAAAGUAUUUACACCAGCUUCUCCAGUUCAUACCAAUAAAGAAGAUCCAGCUACCCAAACUAAUUUGGGAUUUAUCCAUGCAUUUGUGGCUGCCAUAUCAGUUAUCAUUGUAUCUGAACUGGGUGACAAGACAUUUUUUAUAGCAGCCAUUAUGGCAAUGCGCUAUAACCGCUUGACCGUGCUGGCUGGUGCUAUGCUUGCCUUGGGCUUAAUGACGUGCUUAUCAGUUUUGUUUGGCUACGCCACCACAGUCAUCCCCAGACUGUAUACAUACUAUGUUUCCACGGCAUUGUUUGCCAUUUUCGGCAUCAGGAUGCUUCGGGAAGGCUUAAAGAUGAGUCCAGAUGAAGGUCAAGAAGAACUAGAAGAAGUUCAAGCAGAGUUAAAGAAAAAAGAUGAAGAAUUUCAACGAACCAAACUCUUAAAUGGACCAGGAGAUGUUGAAACGGGUACAAGCACAACAAUACCUCAAAAAAAGUGGCUGCAUUUUAUUUCACCCAUCUUUGUUCAAGCUCUUACAUUAACAUUCUUAGCAGAAUGGGGUGACCGCUCUCAGCUAACUACGAUUGUCCUGGCAGCUAGAGAGGAUCCCUACGGUGUGGCUGUGGGCGGGGCGGUGGGACACUGCUUAUGCACCGGACUGGCAGUGAUUGGAGGAAGAAUGGUAGCCCAGAAAAUCUCUGUCAGAACUGUGACAAUCAUAGGAGGCAUCGUAUUUUUGGCGUUUGCAUUUUCUGCACUAUUUAUAAGUCCGGAUUCUGGUUUUUAACAAGCUAUUUUCCUUUGUAUUUUAGUUUUAAGAUAGGUAACUCGAUGUACAUAUGUAUAUUAUAACUAAAAGUGGUGGAAAACACUGUAUUUUGUAGCAUCAAUUUGUGAGUUUGACCCAUUUAAUGAAAGUAUUAUGUCCCAAAGAAAUAAUCACUGAUUUUAUUUGCAACAUGAAUUUUUAAAAGAAACCUGUUAUCUAAAGCGUGGAUUUUUUUCUUCCUCCAGCACAAUUAGGUUAACAUGGUCUGCAUUUUUCAAGUUUUUGGUUCGGGCGAGGGGUGGGCAGUGGACAGAGCCACUGGGCAUUGGGGUCUGUCUGCACUAGAUUUGCUUUCAGCUGACCCAUUUUUAAGGAAUUUACCAUUCUUCUCCUGCAUCACUGAGGUGCUUUAAGUGGUUUACCUUAAUUUUUCUUGGGGGAAGAAUGAAUGAAUUUCUCUUUUAAAGUAUUUUCUGGAAUUGGUAAGCAGUGAUUUAAUCAGAAGUCUUUUCAGAAAGUAUUACUGUUGAUAACAUGAUAAGAUUUGUUUGCCAGGUCCAGUCUUCCUCUUUUUAAUUGGGUAGGAAACCCAAUAUAAUAACAGUCAAUAUUUGACCAUGCGGACUUACCAAAUUAAAAGAGAAUACUAUGAGUGUAUUCAUAUUUUUUCUAUAUUGAAUAGAAAAAUGUAACAGACACAACAGAAAUAAAAGUGAUAUGACCCAUGCUGGUUUUUCCAUGUGUGUCAUGUGAGUUCAUAACUUUGCAGUCUGUCAAAGCCAUCUUAAUAUUUAUAGACCAGUUUCUAAAGUGGAUACAAAGAACAGAGCCUAACAUUGUUCUAAGCACUGUCUUAACCUUCACACCAUUUUGUGAAGGAGAAGGUAUCUAAGAGAAGUUAAAAAGUAACUAACCCAGGCUUACAUGGUAGAGCAGGAGGUCAAACCAGACAGGUUAGUCUCUAUUAGAUUAGAGACUAAUCAGUGAUUAUGGUCAAGGCUGUCUUACUUUAUUGUGGCAACUUGAGAAAUCACUAGCAUUUGAAAAUCAGAAUAUUCUAACUUGAAUGCUAAUUAUAUUCCAUCCAGACAGCAUAACUGCCUUCUCCCAGCCUGAUACGUUCUGUUGCCAUAGGCAGUAACACUGCUGUCAGCUGCAGGUUUGAUCCUUGGCCUUGCCCUGUGGGUUAAGGAUCCCACGUUGCUGUGGCUGUGGUGUGGGCUGGCUGCUGUAGUUCUGAUUCAACCCCUAGCCUGGCAACUUUAUAUGCAGCACUAGCAGCCCUAAAAAGACAAAAAAAAAAAGAAAGUCAUUUUUUAAGAAACUUUAGGAAGUUCUCUACCAUGGAAAGUAUGUAUUACAGGGUGAAAAACAAAACAUCCAUAGGAAUAAAGCAGCGUUAAGUCUCCACACUACACUGUCAUUUUCUGCAGUGAAGUGCCCAUAAUCCUUCGAGGAAUUUUACAUCCUUUUUUGUCCUUGUUAGCAAGUAGCUAGUAUCACAGGCGGCCUGGUCCCAGCAUUGGAGGCGCAGGGCUAAAGUUAAGGUGACAGCACAGCUUCCCGAGGCCCCACCACCUCAGAACUGGAUCCAACUCCUCAGAGAACUUGGCAGCACAGACCUUAGCUACCAGGUAAAAACUGCUGAUACAAUCCUACUCCACUGCUGAAUAAAGGAAAGGAAAUGGUCAUGGGUAGUGAUUUUAAAAUAUUUAAUAUUCUUCAAAAUCCAAAAUAAUGUGGUUCUUACAAGUUAUGUACCACACGAAGCAGGUAUUAUUUUGAGAAACGCAGGGGAUCCUGGAAAACAGCACUGAGGUAUUUAUUUUUAAAACUGUACAAGGAGAGACAGUCUAAAUUUAGUCAUUUUACAUUUUACAAAAGAAACUCAAAUGCUCCUGCUUGGCUCUUUUGCUGUCAUUUUAGGUUCUGAAAACAUUACAAGAGUCUGUGGGAAAGAGCAGUAUAAUAGUACAUGUAGUUUAAAACUGCACAUCAUCACCUGGAAAAAUGAUGCUACAGCAAGAGCCUGAGUGGAGGCAGGCUGGUAACACGUGUACUUCUUCUCAAAGGGCAGCUGUGAGAAGCAGGUGCGCCAAUUGUAACACCAAAUUAAAAUAGCAAUAUUGGUAACAAAAUGAUCCACAUUUUAUACAGUAUCCCAUUUCCAAACACAGCUCAUGAAAAUCAGGAGAACCUAAAAUAGCACCGUUGAAACCAGUCACUAUCCCAUCGUGCUUCUGUGCAGUUCAGGAUCGGGUUGAAGAUGUUACUUGGAAACUGUCAGUCUUGUUUUCGCAGAUCAAUUUGGAUUUCAACUGAAUGCUUGCUUUAGGAAAACUAGGUAUUCUUACCUAGUAUCGGUCAGCCACGUAUAUGUAGCUCCACCCUUUCUGGAGGAAGGACAGGCUCUAAUUUUAACUGAGAAACCAAACCAAGCAUUAAGGACCCAUCAGUGUCAAGAGGAAGCACACUAAGAACCACACAGAACACUGGAAAGAGUGGUAUCUGUUUUCACAACUACCACCUGAUGUUAACAAUGAAAAAUUUACAGGAAUAAACUUUUUUGCCCUAACUGGUUUCAAUACAGCACUGAAUUUAACUCGUCUUUGGGCUUCAGUCUCUACAUAAUGUGCAAAAGGCUACACCAAGGGCUGUCCCCAACUUACCCACAACAAGACACAUUCAGGACAAUUCUAGGAUGUCGGUGACAGCUGUUCUGGCUGACAUCUAUGAAGGAAGAGAUGUUUCCUAGCCAAAUUUAUUUCUUCUUGAUGAUGAUAGCCUAGUUACAUAAUACAUCAAUCUGAAUACAGCUUUUCCUACAUUUUAACUCUUUAGUACUCGCACAACCAUUGCCAGCAGUGGAUCUGGACCAGUACCAGCCAACUCAAAACACAUCAUAAAACAUCUGAAUGGCAUUUUUAAAAUGAUGUCAGUUUGUUUCCUCAGAAAUUUAAAUGCAUAAUCUGAAAACAUCACAUCUUCAAUUUAGUCCUUAGGGUGAAGAAAUAUUUUUUACAUCAUUAAAUCCAACUUGUGGUUGAUACAUUUUAACUACCAUUCUCUAAAGGAUCCCAAAGCUAGUGUGUGCUCUGUACCUGGCCUGUGGGACUCAAAAGCUCUGGGCGCCCUAAGGAGUUGAAUUCUGUUCUAAUGCAGACCUGCACAAGUGCCCUCAAAUGUCUAGGUUCCAAAUGGUCCAACCCUGCUUUGUUGGACCGUGUGCCAUGUAUGAAGGUUUGGUUUGGCUUUUGUUUUUAAAGGACCAAGCAACACGACACUAUAAAGACAGGAAACUUUUUUGCAGGCAAGUUUGCAGUGUGCGUACACCAUUCCACUUGUAUUUAAGGACUUCAGAUGAACUUGAAAUUAAUACAGAUAUGAUAGUGAUGGCCAUUAGAAGAUGCUGAUUGUUUUAAUAAUAUGUUCCCAGAUGGGUGAAACAGGGAACAUUUGCCAUGGCUUCUGUCACACUGGCCUCUGGCUGUGUUGGGAAAGCUACCAUAUAAAAAUGCCCAUAAAAUAGAAAAGGCAGCAAGUGAAACCAGAAAAAGGCUGGAGCUAAAUGAAGCAGAUUUGAAAGGAGUUACCUUUACUUUCUCUGAGCUAAGUUGAGAAACACAUGGGCACCUGGAUUGGGCUCCACUGCUGCCCUGAACACACAUGGAUGGCCACGGAGAAGUGUCCCCAGCCCAGGGACAUGGCCACAGAGGGGCGUCACCAGCCCAGGGACAGCCCCAGGUAAGGAGAGCCGGUCCUCUAAGGAGAAGUACAAGGCAGAACAAAACAAACCACGAUUAAAUACAUGACACUGUGAAAUAACUCUGAUGAGAAAACAGAACACAAAGAUAUUUAAAAAUAUAAAUAAAUAUAUUUAGCCAUUUUUAUUCAAGAAACCCAGAGAACUGCUCUCAAAGCAAUUGCUUCUUUAAAAACCACUUUCUAAAUUCUCUCAUAAAUACUAUUUUGAUUGUCACUUAAUGCAGCACCUCAGUGUUUGCUGGUGGUGGUGAUGGAAUUUUACUUAAUGACAUCUCUUCAUAAACUACAUUCUAUUUCACUAAAGAACGUUUCCAUAGGAAAGCCCAGGCAGCUUACAAAACAUAGUUACUCAAAAACAACCUGCAAAGUAUUGUUUUAUUUAAGAAAAACAAGGAAUGUAGUGUUAAAUUAUGACAUGGGGAAAAAAGUAUGCAAAACAGUCACAUGGAAAGAAACUUAGUUUUUCAUGAUCCACGUUUACUUAAUUUCUGUGAGCUGUUCAAUACUGUUUUAAAUAUCCUGAAUUAAUAGCUAUACCAACAAAAUCCAUCCCCAGUGUUUCCACAGGAGAUGUUAAGACCAAUUUUUUCCUGUUUUUUUCAACGAAAGUAGUCUUUCUAAAGUCAUUUUUGUGCAAAAAUGUUACAAGAGCAAUUCAAAUGGCAACACUGAAACGACAUGCCAACAUUUCAGCGCACAUUUAAAACACCCAGAGUAAUUCUUGAAAUUAUUAUAUUCUAAAAUCUUACUACCAACCACUUUAGGAUAGUUGUACACAUCUAUUCACACUGAUGCAGUUUUCCCAGACCUUUGAAAACAAACAGGCUCAAUGGUCUCUUUUGGUGUCCACACAAUAGAUAGGCAGCAUAGGUUUACAAUAGUGUCUGAACAGAACCAGGCAUCUACAGUCUCAACUCCCUCACAUUCAAGACAAAAGUCCAAGUUCAUUUGGCUACCUUGCAGUCACUCCUCUAAACCUACUAUGGUUCACUGGAUCUAAACAUUUCUCAGAAAUGUCAUUUAAAAUUUUCAUCUAAGUGAUGAUUUGGGGACCCUUCAGAAAUGGUAAUAUCUAAGAUAAUAAGCUUUAUCAAAAUGAAUAAUUACAAUAAAGUGCUUGUUACCUUUUAAAAUGAUGCUCUUAGACUGUGGUGUGCUGUUUGCGAAGUGUGUGCGAUUCCUAUAGGAAGGAUCCCCGGGCAUGAGAGUCGGGGCUUCUCACCUGUCUCAGGAGCAGCAGCACUGGCUGGGGGCUGGGGCUGGCCGCAGCCCCAGUGCGGAGGCUAUGCUAAUGCUAUAUGGCAAAGGGGACCUGGAUUCCAGGGCAGGAGGCGUGCGAAGGGUUCCUACUGUAUUGAGUUAUAUACAAAUAUAUUAAAUAUGCUAUAAAAAUAGUCAGCUCUUUUCCUUUGCUAUUAUUCAGAAGCUCCUUUUAGAAGAAUGCUUACCCGCCCCAAACAAAAGACUUGUUUCCAAUCACGAUAAAAAUGGCAAGUGCCUUAUGUGCUGUUUCCUUCCCUCCGUUUAAACAUUCCAGUCAGCUUAUUCCUGGCUAGACUCAGCAAUAACAACAUCCAGUGUUUCCACCUCUUCCAACACUGACUCCUGAGGAACUGAGAACAGGGGCACAGAUAUUGGAAGGGUUAUGGACUUGAGUGAGUUUACACAAAUAUUUGUCAAUAAACUUCUGAUCACUAAAGAAAUAGGAAAAAAAAAGUAGAAAUGAGCAAAACUACAGCAAAAUGCUAUUUGUAGCCCACUUUAAAAAAGUUUACCUCAAUGUAGUGGAAACAUUUUAAAACAUGCUGAGUAGUAUCCAGUUUAAACUAAUUCUCACCUGUCUGUAGGGCAGGCAAACAGCUGCCAGAAAGGCCCCUUCCGAAGGCUUCCUGAGCAAAGGUUCAUCUCCUUUCACCACACAGAGACCCCAGCAGAGCUGCCCUGCCUGGGGCCUGGCUCACACAGAUGGCUUUAAGGCAAUUACUGAAGAACUCAAAUAACAUCUUGACUACCCUGCACUGAGUAUCCUCUGACACACUCCUCAAAGUCACUGGCAUCCUCUGACUAGUACAUUCCUAAACCACGUUGAAGUGAUAACGCAAAGCACAGGACUCCAAUUACCCCCUCAACUCAGGACAGAGCUGGGAGACGACUGACUGGACUGACUGACUUGUAGCCCUCAUCCCCAUGUUUACUGUUCUGCAAAUAUUUUCACUGAAAUGAAGUACUCGAGGGUCUUGGUUCUGGUCUGACAACUUCUGGCAGCAACUUCAUGAAGCCUUGUAGUGCUCACUGGUAGUUGUUAAAACCCAGUGCCCACACAGUGCAAAGAAGAUAACUGCAGGACAGCCAACAGCUACCGCCCAGAACAGUGAUACUGUGGUUUUUUUUUUGUUUGUUUUUUUUUUUUUAAGAAAAGCUGAAUGUCUAUGAGAAUAAAGCAGAGGGAAGUAAGAUUUUUAAGUAACUGAAAGGUGCUCCUAUUUGGUAUUUUUUCAUGACUUAGAUUGGGAAUUUUAAUGAACAACUUUGGCUACAGAAAUGAAUGAAAUCAGGCAGCAGCUGGGUCUUCAUUGACACCUCCAGUCUCCACCUGUGGGGGUGUGAGGGGGAGCUCUGUAACCAGAGGGCCAGGGGAACAGGAGGAAGAAAGCCAUGCGAAGAGGCAAAAAAAGCAAAGCGGCUAGCUGCUCUUCAAAACGCAGCAACCAGGUCUAAGCAAGAACAAACACAAAAUAACCUGUCCCGAGGAACAACAAGAAUUAUAAAGCAAACUCCUGUCUAAUUUUCUUCCCUAGUAUUGUGAGGAUGACAAUACUCAAAAGGUCUGGCAGAGGAGACGGUGAACCAACCGUCUAGAGGUAGGUUUACCUCGUGGCUUGGCUUAUGCUUGGCGUGUGUUGACCUGAACACGGUGCUCACGGCUCCAGCUUUCUUUUUACCUACGGGACUCAGGAGACACUGGGGGAUUUAACAGUUCUUCGUGUCGCUUGUGUGCUGAAUCUGCAUCACUGCAUACCACCACUAAGCAAACGAGGCACAACCCAGAAACACACGGAGAGGCAUAGGUAAGAGGCGACUCGAAGGGGGAAAGGCUGCUGUGUGUGUCUGUGGCAGCCGUGUGUCCACGUGCGAAUACGCACAAAGCACAUGCUCACUUUGACUCUAGCCUUGACAUUCAUGAGAAAGUCAACACCCUCUUUCAAUGAUCACUUAGCUAGAAGAGGAGUCCUUGAUAUGUAAUUACUGACUGGCAUCUAGUGACACUCCUUUUAUAGAGAGUAGGUACCAACUUUCUUUGGUCGUUUUCUUUUCAGCAUUAAUUUUCUAGUUUAAGUGUGGCCAGGUAUGGUUUCCCACAGAAAGACAAAGUCCAUCCCUUAAGGUUAAUAGUAAAGCUGAGGACAGAAAAGUCUUAAUGGACUGACACCCUCCCCACUCCGCUGUUAUGCAGCAACUCCAUAUUAGGUUAUUUUCAUUGUUCAAAACCUUUUCUGCUUAACAACCUUAAUUCUGUCAUACAUUCUCUUUUAAGGUCAGUUUUGAUUUAUUACGGCUUGCUUUAGUAAGCUUGCCUUUCCUCAAUCAUUUUUGAUAUUCUAAUAAGAUAGUUUCCCAUUAAUUUUUCUUUGUUCUGUAAUUAUAAUUAUUAGUACCAUAAAAUAUAUAAUUUUUGUAAUGUAUGCAGUUCUGGUUGGAACUUACUACCUGUAUAAUAUGAUACUGCCGCCAGCUGAAAUCUUAGUUCACGUUUAUGAAGCAUGUGAGCUAAAAUAUUCUAGGGUUGCAGUGAAGAGAAAGCCAAUUUCUACUUCUUUUUUCUUUGUAGGAUGUUAAGGUCAUACUGAGCAAAUAGUUACUAGUAAUUUCUAAAUGAUUACACAGCUUUAAGAAAAAUGCUGAUUUAGGAAAAUAAUUUUGUGAUCAUAUGAAUAACUCCGAGAGUGUCAUUAGGAUGUCACCUUUUAUUUCAAAAUUCCUUGAACCUCUAAACUAAGAGGCUCAAACAGUCUUCACAGGAACUUAAUGGCACUGACAUCCACAUGCUAUUAAAAAUGUACUAAGAUUUCCAAACUGCUACUGAAACCAGACAAUGAGUUCAAGAUGGUGAAUUCUCACCUGAAUCAAAAUCAAGGCACUAUGGGUUUUUUUUUUCCGCUCAAAUAACCCUGAAUCAUAUCUAAAAGAAGCAUUAAAACUGUGAAGAAUAAAAAGAUUCCAACAAAUCCUAAAAGUUAAAAUUCCCACCAGUGAGAAUGCUAAAAAGUGCCUAAAAUAUUUUGUGUGCAAAUUUUACUCUUCUAACUGAAACAUUCUUGAAAUUACUUUCAGGCUUGUUGAAAACCAUUUACACAACUAUUUCCACUAUAAACUAGAUCAAAAUAUGUGAUCAAACCUCCCAACUAUCUGAAAACAGUGCAAAUCCUAUUUGCAAACAUAAUUGAAAAAUAAUGAAACGAGGGAUAUUUCUGAGUAACUUGAAGAUCCUGUUUCAAAUCAUUUAACCUGAAAAAACAUCCAUCCCCAGCAGCACAUCACACCUCCCUGAACAAACUGAGACGUCGCAGCCAAAGCAGGAACAGAAAGCCCUGUGCCAGGGACAACACACCCAACACGACUGUGCUGCGAACAGGAGGGGAGACAGAGGCUCUAUCAGUUUGCAUGAGGCAUCAGAAUCUAGGGAAAUGUACGCACAUCUCGGAGGAGACAAUCUCUGCAUGCAGCAUACGAAAUGUUUUGCUUUCUGUCCUUUUAUCCAGACAUAUACAUACUAUUGUUUUUACAGCAUCUGUACACAGAGAACGUAAAGCUACACGGCUCUGAAAUGAAUUAUGAUUCCAUCACGGCCUCACUGUAAGCAAAGCCCUGAUGGGGCAGCGCUGCGUCCUCCCACACGUGAACACAGGCACAGAACCACCAAGUCACUGUCAGGGCCUUUCUGAUUCACCGCAGGUCACGUUUCAUAGCUGAGCUUCUUAACGUUUGGCAACAUACUCUUCUUCCAGCAAAUGAUUUCUGGGCAAGUACAGCAGAGGGAGAACUGGCUGUGGCCCCCCGCCCCCAUCCCCUCCCGCUGGCCGCCAUCUGACACACACCUGCAGCACGAGGCAGCGUCCUCCCUGCUAACAAACUCCAGGAGCUAGAACACUCAAUACUGCAAUCUCAUGAAACCGCUGGAACUUUCCAUCCCAUUCUCAGAUCAUCUGAGCAACUGCAAGGCCCUUCUAGCUGGAGGGCACAGAGGAUGCGCCGACACUACUGCGGCUGAACCUUGGAAGGGUCGGUCAGAGCAUCAGUCCUGUGCCGACUCAGCUGCUGCUGCUGCUGCUGGUGUGACUGAGGGAAAGGGCUCUGCUGCAGGGGAAAUGCAGCAGAGAGGAUCAGCUGAGCUGAGGGGCUCCCCCGGAGCAACCUGGAAGUCUG